Messenger RNA from Nymphalis io (European peacock), 1918 nucleotides. Its product is annotated as zwei Ig domain protein zig-8-like. Gene Ontology annotation, biological process: synapse organization. Lineage: Eukaryota; Metazoa; Arthropoda; Insecta; Lepidoptera; Nymphalidae. The transcript is spliced from 8 exons. Gene Ontology annotation, cellular component: neuron projection membrane. Bases 255 to 1217 code for a protein of 320 amino acids. The record is from RefSeq and is a predicted model, not a curated record.
CGGUAGGACAUUGGUCACGUGACCGAAUAUUCUGAAUACGCGACACGCGAGCUGAAGUAUCGCGCGGCGACACAUCGCAGUCCGAGUGUUGCAAUACAGUGUUGACUGUGCAGUGAAGUUUUAAUUUUAAGACAUGUGAUUGGUUCAAGUGCGUCGAAGUCUAGCGCCAUGUGAAUUGACUAUUAAGUACUGACCUUGGAUUACUUUUUUAGCACGGAUACAUGUUCUCAAUAACGUGUCACUAGCGACGGCGGAUGGCGGCCGCACUCGCCCUAACGCUUCUCGCCGCGCUUCUCUCGCCCGCUGGUACUGCCGAGCGGGCGCGGCGCUCAGCGGGCGAGGCGGCCGCUGUAGAAAUCAACCAGAAUGUACCAGAAAUCACGCACACGGAAAUGUCUCAAGCAGAGAUAGACGCGGCGGCUCAGGCUGAAGCUGAAGCGGCAGGCGUACCAGCUUGGCGGGACCUCUGGUACUCCUCAUUGGAGGCUCUGAGACGGGAGCCCACUAUAAACAACACUCAAGAAGACAUACUCGUUCAGCUCGGUGGUGUUGCUUUUCUUCAUUGUCCCGUGCGGAAUCUUGGUGAAAGAGGCGUAUCGUGGGUCCGAAGACGUGAUUGGCAUAUCAUCAGUUCUGGUGUUUUCAUGUACACCAAUGAUGAAAGAUUUCAGGUUCUGCACAGUGAAGGUUCAGACGACUGGAUUUUGCAAAUAAAAUACGUACAGAAACGUGACAACGGAACUUAUGAGUGUCAGGUUUCCACCGGGUCGGGGACCCUGUCACGUCUCGUGCACCUACACAUAGUUGUUCCCGAGGCAUUUAUACUUGGUGCCGACGAGUACCAUGUUGAUGCAGGUUCCACAAUCAAUCUCGUCUGUAUCAUUGAAAAGAGUCCAGUACCACCACAAUACGUGUUCUGGUACCACAACGCGCGCAUGAUCAACUACGACGCGGCGCGCGGCGUGACGGUCGCGACUGCGCCGGGCGCCCGCACACAGUCCGCGCUCGCGAUCCGUUCCGCCGCGCCUGCGCACUCCGGGAACUACUCGUGUCGCGCCGCCAACACAGAACCCGCACAUAUUUAUGUAUAUGUCUCAGAAGGCAGUGACAAGAUGGCCGCCACAUUGAGCCGCAACGCCAGUAAUACCCUAAGUUACUGGCUAGUGCUGUUGAUCACAUGUUCGUACGCUGUCCUGUGGAGUCACAACACGCUAUAGUCUCGAUAAAUAUGUCCAUACGAACGUAUACAAUACAAAAGAUAACAUUCCUCUGAUUAUAUAAUUAAAAACGAUUAGGUUUAAUAAUAUACUUGCAUUGUUUGAGUUAGUUUUUUUUAUAAAAUUGAAGAUAUGGAAACAUUAGUAUUUUAAAAAACUAAUCUGGAAAAUUAAUUAUAUAAUAUAAACGUGCAAAUAGUGUUAAAUCAAUAUUUGUGACAUGAAGAAAAGUUUAGUGUUCCAAGCUACUUCAGGUACAAUGUACAUACGGACAUUACGACCUUCCGAAAAAGGCAAUUUAUGUUAUAUUUAAAUUCUUUUAUUUUUUUAAUAUAUUUGUUUUAAUUUUGCCGAAACUACGGCCAUGUACGAAAAUAAUAUUUAAACUUACUCACUCAAAAACGAUUUCAAUUUUCUAAGGUGUAGCCGCGAAUUCGGAUACAUAUUUUAGUUCUGUGUUAUUGAAAUCUUUAUUUUUCCGAGUCCUACGAACAUCCAAAGUAUAAAACUAUGUUAAUAUUAAUGACCUUCGGCAGAAAUCUUUUCAAUACUAUUGCAUGAACAGAUACCAAUCUGUUACUAAUUGUAUGUAGAUAUAAUUUUAAACAUUACGGGAAUUAUUAAAAUAAAAUUUACCUAAAAACUAUAUUUGUGUUCAAAUAUUUUAGUGUUUUUAUUUAUUCCAAUAUACAUUUACAAUU